Molecule: messenger RNA, 705 nt
Organism: Suillus discolor
Lineage: Eukaryota; Fungi; Basidiomycota; Agaricomycetes; Boletales; Suillaceae
Exons: 2
Coding region: 1-474 (157 amino acids)
Source: RefSeq, a predicted model, not a curated record
AUGGGUGGAGGUGGAGGAGCCCAUCCCCAUUCACGAUCAUUCGGGAAUCUGGUGUCGCCACCCCAACCACUUGAAUACCCACCAGGAUUGACCUCGAAUACGGGAGGAUAUUCACGUCCGCGUGCUGCGUUUAGCGACAGCGGAAGUGGAGCACAGACGCAUUAUUUCAGAGAUCGCGGAGAGCACGAUUUGGGUGAGGGGAUUUACGGAGGCAAAUUAGAGCGGUGGUGGUGGAUGGAUGGGGAGGAGUUGGAUGGCGUGGAUGGGGUUGAAGCGAGUGUGGGAGGUGUUCGAGAAGGGAAUGCAAGUGAUGUUCUAGAUGGUGAAAAUGUGCACGCGAAUGCAGCACCCGAAUAUCGCGUGUCGUUUCAGGGAUGUGUCCCUCCACUGCCGGGUUUAGUGGGUUUGCCGAGUUAUGAGGAGGCUGCUGGAUCUGGAGUGCGACAGGGAAAGGUGACGGUCUGGUCAACUUGAUGGGCUGGGAUCUGGAUUGCGUUUGAGUUUCGAUGGGAGACGGGGGUGCGUUGGAAGAGAGACAUUCUCCUUGCGAUGGUGGACGUUCUCCUCUCGAUGGGCAACAUCCUAUCCUGCAAGACGGGUCGCAUUAUAUCUUGCAUGACGAGCUACAUUCUAGCUUGCAUGACAGGCGACAUGCACGACGGUCUUCAUUAAAUUUAACAUGACAGGCCUUCUUCUAGUCCACAC